AGGAGUAUGAGGAGGAUGAAGAGGAGGCUGCAUCCAGCUGCUCUGUGGCCGCCUCGUCUGCUUCUCUCCGCGGUCAAAGGACGACGCCAGCAGCGCUAAAGUGGGGAGGGGAGGGCUGCGAUGGAGCCAGCGGCCGCCUACGGAGCCGCCAAAGCCGGGAACAUCGCCUUCGACCCGGUCGCUUUCUUCACGCAUCCUCGGACCAUCUUGAGGCUGCUGUCGUGGGUGUUCUCCAUCGUGGUGUUCAGCUGCAUCGUCAACGAGGGCUACAUCAACAUUGGCAGCGAGCGCUUGCUCUGCGUCUUUAACAACAACGCCGACGCCUGCAACUACGGCAUCACCGUGGGCGUGGCCUGUUUUCUGGGCAGCAUCUUCUUCCUCAUCCUGGACGCUUACUUUCCCUCCUUGAGCAGCCUGAGGGACCGACGACGCGCCGUUCUGCUCGACCUCGUCUUCUCGGGCCUAGCCAGCUUCCUGUGGUUCGUCGGCUUCUGCUUCCUGGCCAAUCAGUGGCAGGCGACGUCUCCCGAUGAGCUGCCGCUGUCGCAAGGCUCCGACGCCGCCCGGGCGACCAUCGCUUUCUGCUUCUUCUCCAUUCUCACGUGGGCGGUUCUGACUCUGAGCGCACUCCGUCGCUUUCUGUCGGGCUCCCACGCCAACCUGUUUACAUGGCAACACCUGGACCCCGCCCCUGGCCACGCCCGUGCCACGCCCUACCCCAUCGCCAACGGCGCCACCAUCGUGACCACCAAGCCCUACCAGGCCCCGCCCUUCACCGAAACCCUGGACCCCCAGAAGCUCACGCAACAACACAGACCGGUGGCGCCGGCCUUCUAGGGACCGCCACGGCGAAGAGGGCGGGCUUUGUGUCCCGGCUAUGUGUUGUUACCAUGGCAACCGCCGCCUCAACUUACAUCCUUUGUCCCUCGGUGUCUUCACAAACGCACUUGCUGACGUAACUUCACUCUCACACGCGCACGCCUCGCACUGGCUGACCAAUCACAUGCGUUCUAUUGGCUGGAAAGAUGAUUGACAGGCAAGAGAGAUAGCAGGAUUUUCUUAGCAGCUUCCUGAAUGCUGUAGUGCUCCACUAUGAAAUAUUCAUGUGAUUUAAUAUUUUAUUGUGAUAUGCUCAAGCGUAUGAUGAAAAAUAAAACCAGCACCACUA
Messenger RNA from Doryrhamphus excisus (bluestripe pipefish), 1168 nucleotides. Its product is annotated as synaptogyrin-3-like. Lineage: Eukaryota; Metazoa; Chordata; Actinopteri; Syngnathiformes; Syngnathidae. The record is from RefSeq and is a predicted model, not a curated record. Gene Ontology annotation, cellular component: synaptic vesicle membrane; neuromuscular junction.